CAAAAAUAUCAUAGCUGCUAAUUUUCUUAAUUUUCAUUUUGUUAUGUCCAUAAAGAUACAUACAAUAGCCUUUAUAAACAUGUACUUAAAGGUUUUUUUAGAAAAUCAUUCAUUUAGUAUAGCAUAAAAAUAAGUAAAUUAGCAAUAUACAUACUUUGCAGGUCAAUAACGCCGCCCGAUGAUGCUGAUAUCUUUAUUUACGUUUUUAUCAGAAAACUGAUUGAAAAUAAACAUUUAAUAUGAUAAACAUAUGAUAAUAAAGGCGGUAAAAUGGCUGCAGUCAAGUCGGAAGCGGCGGCAGAUCUACGCGCGUGUAGAAUAUGCCUCGCGACGGAUACCAAACUGUUCGGCAUCUAUGAGCAGCGGUUAGAUGAGGCUUUUAUCGAUAUUAUGGGCACUACGCUUUCAGUGUGGGAUGGGUGUCCUCAACAUCUAUGUGCGCUGUGCGGCGCACAGCUCAUCAAGGCGCAGGCGCUGCGCGCUCGUGCGCACCGCGCUGACGCGCUGCUCAAGCAAGCACUCAUGCACCAACAUAUUAUAACAACAAGCUACCUGGCAACGUUAGACCGCGUGUCGCAGCAGCUCGCGCUCUGCCUGUCCAUCCACCAUCCCGCCAUCAUGGAGACCACACACAAUGAGACCAAACAGGAGAUGGAAGAUGACGACUUUGACAUGUAUCACCCAGAAUUCGACGAGCCCAUAAUCAACCUAAAGAACACUAUGUUGCUGGAGAGUAUGAAAGAGACGGAGCUACACGCGGAGGACAUUAAGACGGACAUGAGCGAGAUGGAGAUAAAGGAGGAAGAACCUGUCAAAAAGAGGAAAGAUAAAGUCAGAAGGGAAAAGGUGAAAGUGAAAAGAGACAAGAGCAUAAAGACAAAGAAGAAAGUCCAGAAGGUACAAGAAGUAGAGGAAGAACAGAAGGAACCAAAGAAGUACAAGCGGAAACUGAAGGGGUUCAAGAAGUUCUUCGCUAGUGAGGACGAUUAUAUCAAGUUCGAGAACACUUACAAUAUAGAGAUAGUAAAGCUAUCAGAAGAAGAGCAGCAAAAAGAGCUAGACGCACGCAAAGAGUCGAGCAACUACCUCCGCUCGGCGUACCGCUGCGAGAGGUGCUUCAAGGGGUUCCUGUCGCACACCACCUUCGAGAACCACCAGAAGAAGACACACGACCCGAGUAACGGGCGCAACGAGUGCGUCCUGUGCGGGGCUCGCUUCCGGCACCCGGCUGGCCUCAGGAAGCACUUCGAGUCGCACACUCUCAAAUUCAUAUGCAAGAUUUGCCAGUUCAUGACAAGACACCGGAGCAUGGCGGUGAUGCACGCCGACUUCCACUCGGGGAAAACCUUCGUCUGCAAAUACUGCGGCCUUACCUUCAACAAACAGACCACAUUCAACACGCAUACCCGUGUGCAGCACCCUUUAGAGAAUGCCUCGGCGGGCACGUGCGACGUGUGUGGCGAGACCUUUACUGGCAAGCGGGGGCUGCAGCAGCAUAAGGCCAUCGCGCAUAAGAAGCUCACAACGCCAGAACUAAAAUGCCGCUCAUGUCUGGUUCAGUUCGAGAACGUUGACGCGAAAACACGUCACAAGAUCAAUAAUGUCUGCGACCCGAAAUUUAGGCCGUGUCCGGCGUGCGGCGAGCGGUUCGAAGACGAGGAAAGAGCGAAGAAACACUACCAGGACCACCACGUCAAGGAACACUACAAAUGCGACCAGUGUGACACAACGUUCGCGAAAAAAUCCUCCCUGGCCGUCCACUUCGAGCGAGUCCAUCUCAAGAUCAAACCGAAGAAACCCGCCUUUUACAAGUACCACCAGUACGGGAAGGGCCGCAUGAAGAUACGGAACGCCGAGAUCUGCGAGAUCUGUGGGAAAGGAUAUCCGGACACGACGUGGCUGCGGUACCACCAGCGCACACACACGGGCGAGCGGCCCUACAAGUGCGCGCAGUGCCCCAAGAGCUACAUGACCCCCGCUGGUUUACAGCGUCACGCGGUGAUCCACACGGGCGUGCGGCGCUGGCAGUGCGCGGAGUGCCCCAAGACCUUCCUGCACCAGUCCUCCAUCUACACGCACAAACUGGUUCACACGGGUGAGAAACCAUACGUCUGCCAAAUCUGCAGCAAGGCGUUCACUCAGUCAGGGUCCCUGCAAACUCACGUCAAGUACGUCCACAUGAAGCUAAAACCUCCUCCGCGACGUCGCCGACAAGAACUUUAUAAGCCGCCCAGCUGAAUGCCGUGAAUAACUUCCACAUACGGGAGAACACAUACGCAUGCAAGAUGUGCAGCAAAGUGUUCACAUGGCGCUCAAGACGUCUGUAAUAGGAGCUCUACAAGUAGCCCAGUUGAACCACAGAAUAUAUAAUAACGUACAGAAACAGCACAUAGGCGGGAAACCAUACGCAUGCGAAAGCUGCAGUAAAGCAAGAACCUCAGAGUUGCUAGCUAAAAGUGGUCAUAGUAGCCUAUGGACGCCGGCAACUCCACGGGUGAUACAUGCGCGUUGCUGACUCUUGCUUUGAAAACGUCUAGAUUAUAUUUGACGUAAAAAAGAGACUUUUAAAUUGCCCAGAACUAUGACAAAGAUCUGAUGUAACAUUAAUUCUAAAAUACUAAUGCUUCCAUAUUGGAAAUUCUGUCUACCAGUUAUAGUAAGGUGAGAGUGUGUAGAAUAUUUGAUGUAAAUGUAAUAUUUUAAGUAUUUAUAAUGAUGUUCUGGCCUGCCUAAAUAAAUAUUAUAUGACAUUAUUACACAAAUUGACUAAGUCCCACAGUAAGCUCAAUAAGGCUUGUGUUGAGGGUACUUAGACAACGAUAUAUGUAAUAUAUAAAUAUUUUAAUACAUAGAAAACAUACAUGACUCAGGAACUCCGAGCUCAUCACACAAAUAAAUGCCUUUACCAGGAUUUGAACCCGGGACCAUCGGUUUCAUAGGCCCCACUACCGGGCCAGGCCGUUUGGACUGAAUUAAUGUUUUGUUUUUAUUGAUUAAAUAAAUGUACCAGCAUUUUAUUAUAUUUUUUCAUAUUGUAGGUCUGAUUUGAUUUAUAUUGCAGAUCAUCGCACUGACUUUUUUUGGCAGGCCACGAUAUGUAUUUAGUUAAAUUUGUAUGACGAAUAGGGUUUGCUCUAAAAUUCAUUUUUUAUACUAAAAACGGCUUUAAAUAUGUUAAGUGAACAUAAUAUAUUUUGACAGAUGCUUACGCGCCCAAAACGCUCUUUGAAAAUUGUGUGACGUCACAGUUUACGGUUUGACACAUAACUACAUACGCACGUAGAAGAUACGAACUGUCAACUGACAUUUGUCAUUUGUUGUUUAUCGCCUAACUGUCAACAGUGUCAAUCCGAGAGUUGUGACGUCAUCAGAAUCUUCAAUAACGUUUCGAGUUUGGUCACGUGACGUGUGUCAAAAGACAUUUUAAAUUCAAUAUUUACAGAAAUAUGGUCAUUACAGUUCCCUUAAAAGUAGUUUAACAUGUUCUUAUAAUCCAAAAGAAUUUAUUGGGAUACUAUUCGACCCCGAGAUUUGUAGAUGGAAACAACCCUAUUGAAGUAAUAUUUUAAUAUUAGAACGGGCAGAUUUUGUACAAGUACAAAGCAUUCUUAAAGAAAAAUAUGAACGUAAAUUCGCGGGGAAAGAAAUCUGCAGUCAGUUCUAAUAAUAAAAUUAUACUGUACUAUAGUGUAAUGUACUUUGAGUGAAAGAUUGAUGGUGUAAAUAUAAUUUAUUGAAAUCAG
Molecule: messenger RNA, 3743 nt
Organism: Cydia pomonella (codling moth)
Lineage: Eukaryota; Metazoa; Arthropoda; Insecta; Lepidoptera; Tortricidae
Product: zinc finger protein 626-like
Exons: 15
Coding region: 271-2238 (655 amino acids)
Biological process (GO): regulation of transcription by RNA polymerase II
Cellular component (GO): nucleus
Molecular function (GO): RNA polymerase II transcription regulatory region sequence-specific DNA binding; zinc ion binding; DNA-binding transcription factor activity, RNA polymerase II-specific
Source: RefSeq, a predicted model, not a curated record